This is a messenger RNA of Serpula lacrymans var. lacrymans S7.9, 1783 nucleotides long. RefSeq lists its product as uncharacterized. Gene Ontology annotation, biological process: acetate metabolic process; phosphorylation. Bases 19 to 1293 code for a protein of 424 amino acids. The transcript is spliced from 7 exons. NCBI's taxonomy places the organism in Eukaryota, Fungi, Basidiomycota, Agaricomycetes, Boletales, Serpulaceae. The record is from RefSeq and is a predicted model, not a curated record. Gene Ontology annotation, molecular function: acetate kinase activity.
AUCUUUUUACUUACCACGAUGACGCUCAUUCUUUCAGUCAACACAGGCUCUUCUUCCCUCAAGAUUUCACUAUAUAAGUCUGCCCCUCAGAUUUCUCUCCUUCUCUCCUCGUCCACCUCGUCCAUCUCUUCUCCCAAAACAGCGUUCUCCCUCAAGUCAUCCUCAGAGAACAUCGAUACUAUCAACUUGACUGAUGUACAACAAAUCAAUGACCAUACUUCCGCAUUCACGUAUUUCCUCGAUAGCUUAAAGCAUCAGGUUGGUAUAGACAUAAACCAUAUCUCUCAUGUCUGCCACAGAGUCGUGCAUGGCGGUGAUUUUUCUAACCCAGUCGUCAUUGGAGAUCAGUCGUACCAUCAUAUAGAAGAGCUUUCGGAUCUGGCACCUUUACACAAUGGGGCAGCGUUAUCUGUCAUCAAAGCAGCUGUAUCUGCGCUUCCACAUGCGAAAUCAAUUGCAUUUUUUGACUCUGCAUUCCACGUGAACCUUCCCGCCCAUGUAUCAACCUAUGCGAUAGAUCAGGCUGUAGCCACAAAACGUGGCCUCAGAAAAUACGGCUUCCACGGCCUGAGCUAUGCUUUUGUCCUCCGGUCCGUCGCAAACUAUCUGAACAAGCCACCUUCUCAAGUUAAUAUAAUAACUCUUCACCUUGGAUCGGGUGCAUCUGCCUGCGCAAUCAGGGAUGGGUGUUCUGUGGACACUUCAAUGGGUCUCACUCCCCUUAGCGGUCUGCCAGGAGCUACGCGUGCGGGUGACAUCGAUCCUAGCCUCAUCUUUCACUACUUUUCCGACCCUCCUCACACUGCUGCGCGCAUGUCCCACGAUCCCAAUCUCGCAAGGGAUGUGCACGUCACAGAGGCAGAAGAUGUACUCAACACGAAAGCAGGAUGGAAAGCACUGACGGGAACCGCUGAUUUUGGGGAUGUCGUGGAACAGAUAAGAAGAGGGGACAACGACAAGUGCAAACUUGCUUUCGACUUGUUUGUGGAUAGAAUCCUCCAUUAUGUCGGUGCAUAUUUUCUGACCUUGCGCGGGAACGUUGAUGCCUUGGUUUUUACUGGUGGGAUUGGGGAGCGGUGUUCAGAGCUAAGAGAAGCUGUUGCAUGUGCUAUACAAUGUCUCGGAUUCGUGGAAAUCGACAAGGAAAAGAACGCCAAUAUCGAUGAAAAUCAAGUGGUUUGCGAUAUAGGCUCAUGCGUUAUAGGCUCGGGACCCGAAAAAAGGUUGAUUGUAUGCCAUACAGAUGAACAAUUUGAAAUGGCUAGGCAAUGUGUCGUGGAGAAAAUUCUCUGAGGACAAAAUGAGAGUAAGAGGCGCAGUAUACUUGAUGGGAUAAACAAAGUUCAAAAGUACAUGGAGAACUUUUGAGCACAUACCCGGAAAAGCCUGGUAUGAUGAUCAACACUUUGAUUAAAACAACAAAUGUAUAAUAGGGAGGUUGGGAGAAAAGAGUAUAUUUUCAUAUUUUCAUAUUUGUUUGCUAGAAUAGCAGAGAACUAGCAGUCUUGGACCAGUAUGAGUAGGAUCAAGAAUUGUUACAAGCUACCAUAUGCUAGUGUACAUGCUUUCUCAUUUGGGAAGCAUUCACACUUACUGAUUGUAACUCGCAUCAAAGAAAGCGUGAUCAUGCUCAUCCGCUGAGGUCAAUCAUGCGAGUCAAUUUCUUUAGGUCCAUACUAGGCUUUCGUGGUUCGAUGCGGCAAGGAAAUUGCUGUGGGUGACUGCAAAAAUGAAAACAAUUAGUACGUGUACUUCUAACAUAACAAAAAAAAAGAAGGAAAAU